Vitis riparia (riverbank grape) is the source of this 6024-nucleotide messenger RNA. Its product is annotated as COP1-interactive protein 1. Bases 362 to 5854 code for a protein of 1830 amino acids. The record is from RefSeq and is a predicted model, not a curated record. The transcript is spliced from 4 exons. Gene Ontology annotation, molecular function: actin binding. NCBI's taxonomy places the organism in Eukaryota, Viridiplantae, Streptophyta, Magnoliopsida, Vitales, Vitaceae.
GGGUGCUCCAAUUUAGACAAAACUUAGAGGCAAAUACUCAUUUAUUUCAUUUUCCAUUUUUCAAAAUCUCUCUCUGAAACUCCCUUUCCCUCUGUCUUCAAGUCUCGGUUCUUCCAUGCUUGGAACUUUGGAUCGGCAGAUUGGAGUAUUCGGAUGUUGAAUUUGAGAGGUGAAUUCUGAGAGAGAACAGCAAGCAAUAAAGAUGCACAAACAUGGGGAAACAGCCAUAGAUCUUAAACAGUCCACAAUGAAGGAACCUUUUGCUACCUUUCUGUUAUUAUGUAGUAGAUGUGGAUGAGUUUAGAUGAAGACUGACUUGUCUUUCUGCUUGAAGAAAAUUUGCUUAAGGCCUGAGUAAGGGAUGAGGAAGCAUCAAUGGAGAGAAUCCAUAAAGUCUUUUUUUGGAAAUCACAUCGAUCCUGUAAAGGAUGAACAACUGAAGGGAAAUAAAACAGAGAUUGACGAUAAAGUGAAAACGUUAUUGGAGCUUAUAAAAGAGGAAGGUUUAGAUGAAAAGGAUGGGAACGGAGAUGGAAACUUGAAAAGACAACCACUUAUUGAACUAAUUGAGGAUUUCCAUAGAAAUUAUCAAUCUCUCUAUGACCGAUAUGAUAAUCUCACUGAGAUACUAAGGAAAAAAAUUCAUGGCAAACCGGAGAAAGAUACUUCAUCUACCACUAGCUCAGACUCAGACUCAGAUCAUUCAACAAAGGAAAGGAGUGAUAAAAAUGGAAAAGCUUUGAGCAAAAACCCAGAAACAGAGGAAAUUAUCAUGCAUUGGAAAUCUGAAGUUGAAAGGUUGGAUGGUGAAAAAACUGAACUUUUGGUUGAGAAUGGAAAUCUGAAGCAAAAACUGGACAAUGCUAGUAAUGUAGAAGCUGAACUGAACCAGAGACUGGAAGAUUUAAAUCGGGAGAGAGAGAAUUUAAUCAUGGAAAAAGAGACUGCUAUCAAAAGGAUUGAAGUGGGAGAGGAAAUUGCUGAAGAAUUGAAGUCGACGGGUGAUAAGUUGAAAGAUGAGAAACUAGUCCUCGAGCAAGAACUGGAAGCUGCGAAAGGAGAAAUUUCCAAUCUGGAGCAGCUAUUGGAAUCUACAAGGCAGGAAAUGAGCAGUUUAAGUCACACUCAUAGAGCUAUUGAGGAAGAAAAAGAUUCUCUAGCCUUGAAAAUUUUGGAGAUUUCAAAUGAGUUUAAGCAGGCGGAGAAUGCAAUGCAAGAACUCAUGGCAGAGUCAAGUCAGUUAAAGGUGAAACUGGGUGACAAAGAAAGUGAACUUUCAAAUCUCAUGAAGAAGCAUGAGGGUCAUGAGAAUGAAGCAUCAGCUCGAAUAAAGGGUUUAGAGGCUCAGGUAACAGGCUUGGAACUGGAGCUGAGUUCCCUAAGCACCCAGAGAGGAGAAAUGGAAAAGCUGAUUGAGAGUACAGCAACUGAAGCCAAACAGCUGGCGGAGGAAAAUUUAGGACUGAAAGCCCAGAUUUCACAGCUUGAAACGAUAUCAAAAGAGAGAGAAGAAGAACUUGCUGGUCUCUUGAAGAAAUUUAAGGAUGAUGAGAAUGAGUCAUUGUCUAAAAUAGCUGAUUUGACAGCACAGAUCAACAAUCUGCAGCUGGAGGUGGAUUCUCUACAAGCUCAAAAAGACGAAUUGGAAAAACAAGUGGUCCAGAACAGUGAAGAAGCAUCAGUUCAAGUCAAAGGCUUAACAGAACAGGUCACUGAACUGAAACUGGAAUUGGAAUCUUUACACAGCUUGAAAAUGGAAAUGGAACUAAUGCUUGAGAAGAAAACUGAGGAGAAUUCAGAAUAUCUUAUUCAGAUGGGAAAUCUGAAAGAGGAGUUGGUGAGCAAGGCUGCCGACCAACAGAGAAUACUGGAAGAGAAAGAGAGUUUAACAGGGAAGGUGAAGGACCUGGAAUUGGAGAUGGACUCCAUCCGGAACCACAGAAGCACACUGGAGGAGCAGCUAAGCAGUAAACACCAUGAGUACAAUCAGUUGAGAGAGGAAAAGGAGGGCUUGCAUGUAAGGAGUUUUGACUUGGAGAAAACAAUAACAGAGAGAGGGGAUGAGCUCUCUGCUCUGCAGAAGAAGUUUGAGGAUACAGAGAAUGAAGCAUCAGCUCGAAUCGUGGCAUUAACAGCAGAGGUUAACAGUCUGCAAGUGGAGAUGGAUUCUUUGCAUGCUCAGAAAGGUGAAUUGGAAGAACAGCUGAGACGCAAUGGCGAUGAAGCAUCAGAUCAGAUCAAGGACUUGAUGGGCCAGCUCAAUGAAACAAAACAGGAAUUGGAAUCUCUACACAGCCAAAAAACCGAAAUGGAAUUGCUACUCAAGAAAAGAACUCUAGAAAAUUCAGAGUUCCUGAUUCAGAUCGGAAAUCUGAAAGAGGAGCUAGCGAACAAGACUGUGGAUCAGCAGAGAACAAUGGAGGAGAAGGAGUGUUUGGCAUCGAAGGUGAAGGACCUGGAAUUGGAGAUGGACUCCAUAAGGAACCACAAAAGCGAACUGGAUGAGCAGCUAAGCAGUAAACACCAUGAGUACAAUCAGUUGAGAGAGGAAAAGGAGGGCUUGCAUGCUAGGAGUUUUGACUUGGAGAAAAUAAUAACAGAGAGAGGGGACGAGCUCUCUGCUCUGCAGAAGAAGUUUGAGGAUACAGAGAAUGAAGCAUCAGCUCGAAUCGUGGCAUUAACAGCAGAGGUUAACAGUCUGCGAGUGGAGAUGGAUUCUUUGCAUGCUCAGAAAGGUGAAUUGGAAGAACAGCUGAGACGCAAUGGCGAUGAAGCAUCAGAUCAGAUCAAGGACUUGAUGGGCCAGGUCGAUGAAACAAAACAGGAAUUGGAAUCUCUACACAGCCAAAAAACUGAAAUGGAAUUGCUACUCAAGAAAAGAACUCUAGAAAAUUCAGAGUUCCUGAUUCAGAUCGGAAAUCUGAAAGAGGAGCUAGCGAACAAGGCUGUGGAUCAGCAGAGAACAAUGGAAGAGAAGGAGUGCUUGGUAUCGAAGGUGAAGGACCUGGAAUUGGAGAUGGACACCAUAAGGAACCACAAAAGCGAACUGGAUGAGCAGCUACGGAGUAAACACCAUGAGUACAAUCAGUUGAGAGAGGAAAAGGAGGGCUUGCAUGUUAGGAGUUUUGACUUGGAGAAAACAAUAACAGAGAGAGGGGACGAGCUCUCUGCUCUGCAGAAGAAGUUUGAGGAUACAGAGAAUGAAGCAUCAGCUCGAAUCGUGGCAUUAACAGCAGAGGUUAACAGUCUGCGAGUGGAGAUGGAUUCUUUGCAAGCUCAGAAAGGUGAAUUGGAAGAACAGCUGAGACGCAGGGGCGAUGAAGCAUCAGAUCAGAUCAAGGACUUGAUGGGCCAGGUCAGUGAAACGAAACAGGAAUUGGAAUCUCUAUACAGCCAGAAAACUGAAAAGGAAUUGCUACUCGAGAAAAGAACUCAAGAAAAUUCAGGGUUCCUGAUUCAGAUAGGAAAUCUGAAAGAGGAGCUAGCGAACAAGGCUGUGGAUCGGCAGAGAAUGCUGGAAGAGAAGGAGAGUUUGGUAGCAAAGGUGAAGGACCUGGAAUUGGAGAUGGACUCCAUCCAGAACCACAAAAGAGAACUCGAGGAGCAGCUAAGCAGUAAACAUGAUGAGUACAAUCAGUUGAGAGAGGAAAAGGAGGGCUUGCAUGUUAGGAGUUUUGACUUGGAGAAAAUAAUAACAGAGAGAGGGGACGGGCUUUCUGCUCUGCAGAAGAAGUUUGAGGAUGCAGAGAAUGAAGCAUCAGCUCAAAUUGUGGCAUUAACAGCAGAGGUUAACAGUCUGCGAGUGGAGAUGGAUUCUUUGCAUGCUCAGAAAGGUGAAUUGGAAGGACAGCUGAAAUGCAAGGGCGAUGAAGCAUCAGAUAAGAUCAAGGACUUGAUGGACCAGGUCACUGAAAUGAAACAGGAAUUGGAAUCUCUACACAGCCAGAAAACAGAAAUGGAAUUGCUACUCAAGAAAAGAACUCAAGAAAAUUCAGAGUUCCUGAUUCAGAUCGGAAAUCUGAAAGAGGAGCUAUCAAAGAAGACUCUGGAUCAGCAGAGAAUGCUGGAAGAGAAGGAGAGUUUGGUAGCAAAGGUGAAGGACCUGGAAUUGGAGAUGGACUCCAUCCAGAACCACAAAAGCGAACUCGAGGAGCAGCUAAGCAGUAAACACCAUGAGUACAAUAAGUUGAGUGAGGAAAAGGAGGGUCUGCAUGUUAGGAGUUUUGACUUAGAGAAAACAUUAACGGACAGAGGGAAUGAGUUAUCUGCUCUCCAGAAGAAACUUGAGGAUGGGGCGAGUGAAGCAACUGCUCAAAUUCUGGCCUUAACAACACAAGUCAACAAUCUGCAACAAGACAUGGAAACCUUGAUUGCUCAGAAAAGUGAAUUGGAGGAUCAAAUAGUGAGCAAAAGCAAUGAAGCUUCAGCUGAAAUAAAGGGCUUAAUGGACCGGAUCACUGAGAUGCAACAGGAAUUGGAUUCUCUAAGCAGCCAGAAAACCGAAAUGGAAUCACAGCUCGAGGGAAAAGUUCAAGAAAAUUCAGAAUACUUUAGUCAAAUAGGAAGUCUGAAAGACGAGCUAGUGAGCAAGGCUGCGGAUCAGCAGAGAAUGCUGGAAGAGAUAGAGAGUUUAACAGCACGCUUAAAGCACCUGGAAAUGGAGGUAGAGUUGAUUCGGAAACACGAAUGCGAACUUGAAGAGCAUAUAAGAGCCAAAGACCUGGAGUUCAAUCAGUUGAGAGAGGAAAAGGAGGGCUUGCACGUUAGGAGUUUUGACUUGGAGAAAAUAAUUACAGACAGAGGGGAUGAGAUGUCUACUCUACAACAGGAGCUGCAUUCCUUGCAGGAUGAGAAAAGCCAAUUGGAGUUACAGAUCCAGAGACAUAAAGAAGAAUCUUCGGAAAGCCUGACAGAAUUGGAGAAUCAGAGGACGGAGUUAACCAGCAAGGUUGAAGAACAUCAGAGAAUGCUAAGAGAACAGGAAGACGCAUUCAACAAGUUAAUGGAGGAGUACAAACAAUCUGAAGGUUUGUUUCACGAGUUCAAGAAUAACAUGCAAGUCACAGAAAGGAGGUUGGAAGAAAUGGAGGAAGAGUCCCGCAUUCACCUUGAAUCCAAAGCCCACAUAAUUGCUGAUUUUGAAACCAUGGUUGAAGACCUGAAAAGAGAUCUAGAAGUCAAAGGAGAUGAACUCAGUACUUUGGUGGAGGAGGUCCGCAAUAUCGAAGUUAAGCUCCGCUUAUCAAACCAGAAGCUCCGUGUCACAGAACAAUUACUAUCCGAGAAGGAAGAGAGCUACAGGAGAGCAGAAGAGAGGUUCCAGCAAGAAAACAGAGCACUUGAAGGAAAAGUUGCAGUAUUAUCAGAAGUAAUUACUUCCAACAAUGAAUCCCAUGUCAGGAUGAUCACAGAUAUCUCAGAGACAGUAAACAAUACCUUAGCUGGACUUGAAUCCACAGUUGGGAAAUUUGAGGAAGACUCCAUAAACUUCAAGAACCGCAUCUCUGAAAUAGCAGGCGAAGUUCAGGUUGCAAGGAACUGGGUGAAGAUGGCCAAAAGUGAGAAGGAACAACUGAAGAGUGAGGCAAGUAACCUAGUGGAACAACUAAAAUAUAAAAAACGGAAGGAAGAAGGUGAGAAGGAGAGCCUGAUAAAAGCUGUGAGCCAACUUGAGAAGAAGGUGGGAGAAUUGGAGAAGAUGAUGAAUUUGAAGGACGAAGGUAUCUUGGAUCUGGGGGAGCAGAAGAGGGAAGCCAUAAGGCAGCUGUGCGUCUGGAUCGAUUAUCACCGUGAACGCUGUGAUUACCUAAGGGAAAUGCUAGCAAAGAUGAAUAUCAGAAGCCAGAGAACUUAGAAGAUUUUUCCUUUCUUUUCCUAAUAAUUUUUUAUUGGAACAUGCCCAUUUUGAUUUUUGUGUGAAGGUUUAUUUUGUAUUACUUCAAUUUUUUCAAUAGGGCGAUUAAGUGUGCGGAAAUGAAUAAUAGUAGCUGCUGAUUGAACAUAGAAGUUUUCAGCUUCCCCAUC